AUGUGCUUCAACCAAUACUUAGCUGUGAGUGAGUGGGUUUUAUGCGGUAGCGCUGCACAGAAGACUCAAUGGUCAGAUUUCUUCACGAAGUCCUACAAAGAAAAAUUUGAUGUUCUUCGUGUCACACGCGGAAGGAGAAACCAUUGCACGCGAUCGAGACAAGUGGAGGAAUUACUGGCUUCCGUUCGACCAGUUCUAAAAACAAUGGGUGUCAGGGAAUGGAAUGAUGAUAGAGAUGCACUGCAGUACCCUCCUGCGGAAGGGCGGUACUCUGUUUACGAUGGAAACGGGAUUUUCGAACAUCUCGCCUUCAUAAUUAAUUCGUACUAUUCUCUGCAAACUGACUCGUUCGCCUCCUUCAGUUAUGACACUCAAAGAGCUCCAAGGAACGGUUCCGCAUUGGAAGACCCGUCGCUUACAGCUGGUAUAGAAUUCAAAAACAUACCAUUCAUUCAGGUUUGCGUGGACAGGAUCAAUAGUGUUACAAUAAACAAUAACACUUAUGAAUUUGAUAUUACUGAUGUCCAUGAGUGUAUGCAUCUGAACUUAACUUCUGAUGAAGUCAAACAGAUCGAGCAAGAUGUCGGGGAGGUGGUUCAUGCAUUUGAAAAGAGAGGUGUUACAUUUAAGUCGGAAGAUGCUCUAAUCAUCUCCAAGGCUUCCAUGAACUUUAAGCUGCGAACUAUUCAUUUCAGUCCUAAAUCUGGGGACCAGAAGCCGGAGUGUUAUAAAAUUUCUGUGUCCAUUGUAUUCGAUAAUUCACACCACACAGGACAGGUUCAUGUUGGUCUAUCUACUCUCAUCUCUUAUGUGAACGUGUGCAACGGGAGGGUUAUAAAAGGAGUCGGACUUGGGAUAGAUACAUUGAUCAUAGGCAUUACCGACGUAAUUGUUCUGCUGCUUUGCUUAUUUUCGUUGGUACUCUGCUUCAGAGCCCUCAUCAAAGCCCAUUUACUGAAGGACAAAGCCAUAGACUACUUUGAAAACCAAUUCAAAAUAAAACUUUCGAUUUCUGACCAAUUGGAGUUCUUGAAUCUAUGGUAUGUCAUGAUUGUUGUUAAUGACGUUCUUAUUGUAGUUGGGACCAUCAGCAAGAUUUCUAUUGAAUUCCGAGAUUUCGAUAACUCCGUUUUCACCCUCACAGGGAUAUUGCUUGGGACGGGAGCUUUGCUAGUGUACGUCGGCGUACUGCGAUACUUUGGCUUUUUCAAUCAGUAUAAUAUCCUUAUUCUCACUAUGAAAAAAUCAAUCCCGAAUAUGCUGCGAUUCAUGUCAUGCGCCAUCGUGUUGUAUGUCGGAUUUCUGAUUGCGGGCUGGGUAAUUAUUGGCCCAUACAGCAUGAAGUUCCGAACUUUGGGCGAGUCUUCGGAGGCUCUUUUUUCCUUAAUGAACGGAGAUGACAUGUUCGCAACAUUUUAUACUAUAAACGAUUCGAAUACUACUAUAAAGGUAUUCGGGACAGUGUACAUAUAUUGCUUCGUAUCUAUGUUUAUUUAUGUUGUGUUGUCAUUGUUCAUUGCAAUAAUUAUGGAUGCAUACGAGGUUGUUAAGGAUCGCUAUUCAUACGGUCUUUCAAUGGAGAGCUCUUUACUCAAAGACUUUGUGGCUUCGGCUCCGUCCCUUGCUGAUAUGAACUCGCCAACGGCACAGGCACAAUUCGCUCCACAGGCGCUUCUGAAUCUCGGGGUUGGCAGCGACUCGAGUAGCGUUCGAGCUCUCAAUUUGAUCGACCGCAUGCGGGACUGGGUGUGCACCCUGCGUGGUAGUUCCAGGUUUGAGUCAUUUUCGAACCCACUCAAUGAUCAAGUAGAUCCCAGAAGUGGCAACGUUGACUUAUCCACUCAGCAAGUAUAA
Messenger RNA from Necator americanus (New World hookworm), 1854 nucleotides. RefSeq lists its product as uncharacterized. The record is from RefSeq and is a predicted model, not a curated record. Gene Ontology annotation, molecular function: NAADP-sensitive calcium-release channel activity. The transcript is spliced from 17 exons. Lineage: Eukaryota; Metazoa; Nematoda; Chromadorea; Rhabditida; Ancylostomatidae. Gene Ontology annotation, cellular component: lysosomal membrane; plasma membrane. The coding region runs from base 1 to 1854 and encodes 617 amino acids.